Messenger RNA from Drosophila takahashii, 688 nucleotides. RefSeq lists its product as uncharacterized. Lineage: Eukaryota; Metazoa; Arthropoda; Insecta; Diptera; Drosophilidae. The record is from RefSeq and is a predicted model, not a curated record.
ACGUUAUACCCUUGUCCUGCACAAUCACCGGAUAGCACAAGGCAAAUAUGUCCUGCAAUGAGAAAACAGCGCUGCUGGCAACGCAACAAGGACAUCAGCAGCGGCAGCAACAGCACAUCAUUGUCGUGCCGACGACGCGGAAGGAUCCAAAGGAUUAUGAGCCCAUUUUCACAACUGCUGAAUAUUCCUACGGUCUGUCGCUAGAGGAGUUGCUGCCCUUCGCUCUGGAUCCCUGGUGGCAGAGUGUGCGGCGCCUCAGCUGCGGGGUCCUGGGACUGGCCUUCCUGCUAACCCUGAUUGCCGGGCUUGUUAUGGCCUAUUCUGGCAGUGUCUGUCAGCCAAAUAGAGCAAUUAGCGGAAACGCCACCACGACGAUGGCCACGCCAUUAUCCUUGGUUUCCAACGGCUCGCAGCUGCUGAUGGCCAGUUUAUAACGGCCGCUGGGCAAUCUCAGUGACAUUUCGGAGAUGCUGCAAUCCCCCAUGUGGAAUUGCAUCAGCCGCAUCGGCACGCACUAUUUGCAUUUCUUUGGCUUGCCGGCAAUGGGUGCAUAUACUUUUCCUCCCCAGUUGCUAACUGAGCGAUAAGCGAUGCACCGCGGAACCGAUUGAUUGCGGGAGAAUUCAGCUGAUUAAUUUAAUUGUUUUUCGAAUAAAAAAUGUGGACACCUUUAGAAAUAUGUUAAUCA